CCAUGGAAGAAUAUGGAUAGAAUUUGUACUAGCUGCAAAUGGCUGAUUCAACUCCUUUUCUCAACUGUUCCGAUUCUGUUGAGUCCAAACGUCAACCUUCUCUAGAUGAAGCAAUCGAAGAGUGUAUUGGAGAAUUUGGAUGGGCGCAAUUUCUCCAAGCCAUCUUUGUAUCACUAGCUUGGACCUUUGAUGCUCAACAAGCAUUCAUCAGUGUCUUCACCGAUGUGGAGCCAAAAUGGCAUUGUGUAAACAGCUCUUGUGACUCUUUUUCCAACAUUUGCAAACUUCCCAAGACGUCAUGGUCAUGGGAUUUACCUCUACACUCAUCGAUUGUAUCUGAAUGGGGUCUGGAGUGUGCGACUUCUCUCGUCAAGGGACUGCCUGCGUCUUCUUUCUUCAUGGGUUGUCUUGUGGGUGGACUUCUUCUAACCACAGUCGCUGACUCCUCACUGGGCCGCAAAAACAUGAUCUUCCUCCCAUGUUUAGCCAUGUCUGUAUCAGCUCUACUCACCACUUUCUCUACCAAUAUAUGGAUAUACUCAGCUUGGAGAUUUGUUUGUGGAAUCGGCCGUGCGCCGAUUUUAACAUCAGCGCUAGUUUUAUCAACUGAGCUAUUUGGGAAACGAUGGCGAGGCCAGGUAGGGACUCUUGGAUUCUUGUGUUUCACUCUAGGGUUUUUAUCAUUACCAGCUAUAGCUUAUAUAAAUAGAGGUUCUUCAUGGAGAAUUCUCUAUCUAUGGACUUCGAUUCCUACCAUUUUCUAUAGCCUGUUAGUUCGCUUUUUUGUUUAUGAGUCUCCCAGAUGGCUUUUUGUGCAAGGCCGUAAACAAGAAGCCGUAUUGAUCCUAAAGAGUAUUGCAUCACCUAAUAACUGUAAAAUUACCAUGAGCUUUUCCAAUAUUUCUAUAGAGCAAGAAACUCGAAAUGAUGCUCUCUCAACUAUCAAGAAUAUGUUAAAAAAAAGUUGGUGUUUUCGAAGGUUAUUAACAGCUCUUAUAGCAAGUAUUGGCAUUGGGAUGGUGUAUUAUGGCAUGCCAUUAAGCCUUGGAAAUUUGGCAUUCAACCUCUACUUGAGCGUCGCACUUAAUGCCUUGUCUGAGCUACCAGCAUCACUGGUUACUUUCUUGAUUGUGGGAAAGGUGGACAGAAGAGUUUCCUUACCGUUUUUCACAAUACUCAGCGGGGUUUGUGAUAUAAUGUGUGUUGUAGAGGGCAAUUUGCAGACGACAUUACAGCUUUUGUUAGAGAUUGUGUCGUUCUUCAGCGCCUGCACUGCAUUUAACAUCUUUUUGAUAUUUACCACAGAGUUGUUCCCAACUUGUGUGCGAAACUCGGCGGUUUCAUUGGUGAGGCAAGCUAUUGUCGUCGGUGGUGUGCUCAGUCCAGUUGUAGUUGCAGCUGGAAGAAGAAAUGCAAUUGUAUCUUAUGGGAUAUUUGCUUUGUCGAUGGGGCUUUUUGGUUUGUCUGUGGUUGGUUUGCCUGAGACAAGAGGCAAAACAAUCAGCGAUACGAUGGAAGAAGAAGAACAGAAACACAAUGCUUCCUCAAUUAGUAAUGUAAUUAAUUAGUAAUCAAUGUCUAGUUCAAAUAAUAAACAGCUUUUGUAUUGGAUGGCUAGCAUAUACAAUUGUUAUAAUUAAUCUUUCAUAUAAUUGUUUGAACUUGAUUUGAUUUUAAUCUAUGAACACCCUUUCUAGAAAAGGUGUGUUUGAUUUGUUCGAUGCUA
Molecule: messenger RNA, 1726 nt
Organism: Pistacia vera
Lineage: Eukaryota; Viridiplantae; Streptophyta; Magnoliopsida; Sapindales; Anacardiaceae
Product: organic cation/carnitine transporter 3-like
Exons: 1
Coding region: 39-1568 (509 amino acids)
Biological process (GO): transmembrane transport
Cellular component (GO): membrane
Molecular function (GO): transmembrane transporter activity
Source: RefSeq, a predicted model, not a curated record